Molecule: messenger RNA, 360 nt
Organism: Staurois parvus
Lineage: Eukaryota; Metazoa; Chordata; Amphibia; Anura; Ranidae
Source: the annotation of a GenBank genome assembly
GCACCCACCUGUGCCACUCUGCAGUGUCACACACCUGUGCCCAGAAGUGCCACCUACCUGUGCCCAGCAGUGCCACCCACCUGUGCCCACCCACCUGUGCCCACCAGUGCCACCCACCUGUGCCCACCCACCAGUGCUGCCCACCAGUGCCACCCACCAGUGCAGCCCAGCAGUGCUGCCAGUCAGUGCCACCAGUCAGUGCCCAGGGGUUGUGCCAGUCAGUGCCGCCAGUCAGUGCCCAGCAGUGAUGCCAGUCAGUGCCGUCUAUCAGUACCCAUCAUCAGUGUCACCUAUCAGUGCCGCCUAUCAGUGCUGCCUAUCCGUGCCACCUCAUUAGUACUGCCUAUCAGUGCCCUUUAG